Messenger RNA from Habropoda laboriosa, 2311 nucleotides. It is a transcript of the gene mRF1, whose product is annotated as peptide chain release factor 1. Gene Ontology annotation, molecular function: translation release factor activity. Bases 34 to 1269 code for a protein of 411 amino acids. Lineage: Eukaryota; Metazoa; Arthropoda; Insecta; Hymenoptera; Apidae. The transcript is spliced from 2 exons. The record is from RefSeq and is a predicted model, not a curated record. Gene Ontology annotation, biological process: translational termination.
UAUAAUUUUACGAAACAUAAUUUUAAAUAAAGUAUGUUGUUUCUAAUAAAAGGAUGCACGUUUAGUGCUUGUCGAUAUUACGGGAAUAUUAUAAGCAGAGCUAAAUUACUUGAAUCAUGGUGUCAAUUAUUUCCUAACCUCAACAGGAAACUUCCAUCUAUUAAUAAAUUGUUUAGCACAGAAAAGAAUUUAUUCGUGAUUAAUGCAAAUGUUCAAAGAUACUUAAAUAACCUUAUGAAUGCGUAUCAAAGUGAGGAUGAAAUAAAAGGGACUAUCUCAGAAAUUUUUAAAUUACACAACAUUUCACUAUUGUUAGACAAAAAAAUUAAGAUAAUUGAGAAUUUAAAGAAUUUAAGUGACCUUAUCAGUGGAAAUGAAGAAAUGAAGGACCUUGCAAAAGAAGAAGAAUCAUUAUAUAAACAACAAUUGUUGGAAGUUGAUGAAAAAAUAAUCAAUAUUAUUCUACAGCAUUUAGGUGGAGGAUAUUAUGAUAAUGUUAUUAUGGAGGUUGUACCAGGUGUAGGUGGUCAAGAAGCUAUGAUAUUCGUUCAGGACUUAUUUAAUAUGUAUAUAGGCUACCUUGACUAUCUAGGAUUUACUUAUGAGAUAAUGGAAUUACUUGAAUGUGAGCCAAACGGGUUAAGGAAAGCUUCUUUGCUAAUAUCUGAUAGUAAAGCCUUUGAGAAGUUACAGUAUGAAAGUGGUGUACAUAGAGUUCAACGAGUUCCAGCAACAGAGAAGUCUGGCCGUUUGCAUACAAGUACAGCUGUUGUGACAAUUAUUCCAGAACCUAAGGAUGUGGAGAUUCAAUUAGAAGAGAAGGAUUUAAAAAUAGAAGCAAAGAAAGCAUCUGGUCCAGGAGGACAGCAUGUAAAUUCUACAAAUUCUGCAAUUAGAAUAACUCAUCUACCUACUGGCAAAGUUGUAACCUGCCACACAGAUAGAUCUCAAAUUAAAAAUAAAAAACUAGCUCUGAUGAAAUUGAAAAGUUUGUUAUAUGAGGAGCAAAUGAACGAGCAUGACUCGAUUAUUAGCGAAAUGCGGAAGAAACAAAUGGGAUCGAAAUUAAGAAACGAGAAGAUUAGAACGUAUAAUUUCAAUCAAGAUCGCGUGACGGACCAUAGGAUAUCAAAUGGUACGAUGCAUAAUUUGAAAGAUUUUAUGAGAGAUGGAGUCGGUCUGGAAGAACUGGAGGAUAGACUCAACAAGGAUAUGUCGCAGAAAACCUUGCUGGAGAUUAUAGAGAAGACGGAUAGUCAAUUGAAGUAACACUGAUUCUUUCAACAUUUGCCAUUUUGAUAAGAAACGAUUUUCAUUUACAUAGGCAAGCCAUUGUACAUAGCAAAUUGUAAUAAACUCUGUGUAAUACAAGUAACAUCAUUUUCGUUUUUCGGAUGAAACUCGCCACGUCUUGUUUAAUUGUUAAGUUCUUUCUGUUUCGCUCAAAGAAGCAGAGAGCUAGCGAAGUAGAGAGUUCAGUUGUUUAUUUGAAAAACAUACAACAAGAUUUCUUGUUUUUUUUUUUUGUUUCGUUUUGUCUCGUAACCGCGUGUCCAAAGGCACACAUCCUUGUAACUCUCGUAUAAUACAUUAAUAUACAAAAUUAAUAUAUUCGUAAUCUCUAUAAAUAUCAAACGACACGUUUUACAUCGGUUAAUGUACAAAGCGCAAAAUGUAUGUGUGUAAGUGUGUGUACGUGUAUGAGAGAAUGUGUCUCAUAGUAUCGUGUGGCUCUUGUAUACGACCCUGCUCCGACGUAUGUAGUCCUCUAUAAAAUCCUACCUAGUUUAAUGCUCUGAAAAUUAACAUCAGCGGUCGUGGCGAAUUAAGUUCGCGGACAAAUGCGAUUUCAUCAUUUCAUCGCAACUUCCGUCUACCGAUUAUCCCACGAAAUGUAGGUGCGUCCGUCCACCUACGAGCGUUUCUCGCGCGAAUUAACUUCUUCCUUUGUGCCGCUCUUUAAAUACAGAUUUUAAACGGGUUAUAUGCAUUCUGGACAUUGUGGAAUCUUCCUACGCAUAGAUUGGUCGACAUCGCGAUUCUUAGAAUAACUAGUAGCGACAGUAUUUGAACGAGCAGUGUAUAUUAUGUUUCUUCAUUCAACACUUCCUCAUAACCUCUUUCUGUAACAUUUUUUCAUAUUAUGACUGUUCCGAUGAAUUAUAAAAUUUUGAUUAUCCCCAGUUUUAAUUGAAAAACAAGCAAUGUAAAACCUUCGUCAAACCUGGUCAAGUAGAAACUAUCAAUUGUUCUUCUAUAAGUUCAAUAUCUCGUUUUAAUCGUUAUGACCUAAGCGCCAUUAAAGUUUAAU